AUGGCACCUGUCAACCUUUCCCACAGACGGACGCAUAAUUUGCUCUUGAUCUCGAAACUCUUGAGCUCGCGGGACACGGCGUCGCCCCUUACCCUUGUCCAGGACUCGCUGGAGCAACCGGCCACGCCCCUCUAUAAAGAAUACAUAAGACGUGCCAAGACGGGGUCGAUGCCUUUGUGUCAACUCGUCGCAAGGGCCCCCGUCGAUAUUAUUAAGGAAGUCAGUGCAAUUGCAUCUGCCAACCCAUCGCGCAGACGCCUUAUUCUGAUUGAUUCAAUCAACCCACUAUUGAGCUCAAGAAGAGCUGACCCUAGCUUUCAUCUACCCUCUUUUCUUGGGUCAUUUAUUGCACCCACUUCUCCAACAGCGAAGGUUGACGCAUCACUCGUUGUGACAUAUCAUCAAGAUGUCCCCGAACCUCUACAGCAAAGUCCUUAUUCGCCGUCGCCGAUAUCUGUGUUGACGUAUCUUGCUACGAGCAUUAUCACUCUGCAUUCUUUCUCGCACAUCCUAGCACAGAAAGCUGCUCGAGACCGCAGCCUAGCGCCACCAGUCUUCGGCCUGGAGGAAGAACAGGAAGGCGUUCUACUGGGCCGAUUGGACAAAUUGGCUGGGACUGGUGCAGCAGAGGGAAUCGUGAUUGAGCUGGAGCACAGGCGGAAGAGUGGUCGGGGUGUUUUGGAAUGGUAUCUUCUCCCGCCCGCCUCGCGCUAUUCGCCACAGCACCUGAAAGAAGUGGUGACCCUGCUCGAUGACAAUGUUUUGUACAAUCCUCCUAUGGAGCGACACAUUGGCCCCGAAGAUGAGGAACCCACGUCGACCUUUGAGCUGGGUCUUACUGACAGGCAAAGGCGGGAUAGAGAGGGUGUGGUGCUGCCAUACUUCGAUGCACAGCAAGGGAAUGGGCCUGGUGAAGGUGGUCGGAUUCUUUACGACAUGGGAGAAGAAGAUGACUUUGACGAAGAAGAGGAUGAGAUCUAG
This is a messenger RNA of Penicillium canescens, 981 nucleotides long. Its product is annotated as Elongator subunit IKI1. The record is from RefSeq and is a predicted model, not a curated record. Bases 1 to 981 code for a protein of 326 amino acids. NCBI's taxonomy places the organism in Eukaryota, Fungi, Ascomycota, Eurotiomycetes, Eurotiales, Aspergillaceae. The transcript has 3 exons. Gene Ontology annotation, biological process: tRNA wobble uridine modification. Gene Ontology annotation, molecular function: tRNA binding. Gene Ontology annotation, cellular component: nucleus; elongator holoenzyme complex; cytosol.